CGUCAUGCCUCGCGUGAUGAGCGGGUUUGAUACCAUACGCCCCACAUGUGGUCUCACUCCGUGUCGCGAACCGGACAGAGACGGUCGCACCAUGGACGCUCCGACUACUGCUCCUGUACUGCGCGGAGACGCUACACUAGUGGGUCAAAAUAUUAUGGAGGUACUGAAAACGGUGAUGGGAGACACCACCCUCCCGGAGGACGCCCUCCUCGCCAGAUUCCAGGAGGACGUCCCGCUCAAGAACCACAACACCGACGACCUCAUGGAGCGGCUGGAAGCCCUCACCGGUGAACCAACCAACAUGCUCCUGGCGAUGACGGGUCUGGACCCGAAAGCCCACACAACCAUCCUUCGCCUGGCGCAUUUCCUCAUCGUGUCCGCCAACGAGACGACGGCCCCCAGACAGCCCAUCCGGGCGUCGAAGGCGGUCAAAAGUGCGGCCCAGGCAGUCUCCAACCUCCUGCAACCUCAACACGACCCGCCUCAGGAGACGGACCGUCCCACGACAGCGGCAGCAAAGACCGACGGCGCCUCCUCGUCUAGCCUUCCUCCACCGGCCAAGAAGGCAAGAAAGACCAAGCCAACCCCGCCGGAGGAAGACUCAAACUCCGAUAGCGAGAACGAUCUCGAGGAGGGCUCGCUCCAUCGAGAAGUGGAGAAGGUGAAGGAGAUCUGUAGAGACCCCCUCAUUCACCGAUACCCCUACAAGCUCCAAAAAGCGAUGAUGCGCCUGGUAGAGGAAGCUACCCGGACCCGGGCCAAGAAGGGGGUAGUGAGACGUCUUGAGCGCAUAACAGACUUCUGCCUUAGGCUCUCCGGGAAGGAGGGGGUCGGGGAGGAGGUCCUCGGCCUGUUGAUGACCCCGGCGGAGCGCCGCUUCAUGGCGGAAGCCAGGAAAGCAGAGGCCAACCUAGACAACCGUGGAUCCCAGGCAUCCUACAGGCAGAACUACCGGGCCCCGCCGGCAACCUGGGGAUCGCCAACGGCUUGGGGACCACCGGCAGCCUGGGGACCGCCACAGGGCUUACCCCAGUCCCACCGCCCGUGGAGCCGGGGCUCCGGUGCCGAGGGAUGGGGGCCACCUUCACGCCAGCCCCCUGCGUCCACCCCGCGCCGCCCCAACGGAGAAAAGUGCUUCAACUGUGGGGUGAGGGGGCACUGGAAGGACGAUUGCCCCCUCCCUCCGAAGAAACGACGCUAGAACCACAGAUAGUUACCCGGCAAGUUUAAACUGGACUUGGACAGAACACGGAUUCGAACAGAACACUAGAGAUUAACAGACAUAGUAUACACUGUUUGUAUGUACGUGACUAGUUCAAAAGUUGACCGCCUAUGUCAGAUACUACCACCUUUAUGAAGUAACAUAACCUUCUAUGAGUGAGUGGAUGACACAGAUAACAUACGAAGUAACUCUGGAAGACUGUUGGUCAGAUCUAGAAGUAACCCUAGAAUUAGUAGAAAUAGAUAUUAACAAAGCAUUGACUCAGUUAGAAAGUUUCUUUCCCUCACGUAGACACAUGUAGGACAGAGGAUGUGAUAGAAGAAAGACAACAUAAGCUGAUAACAGGAUAAAGUGACAGAUCAACCAAGUGUUUUGUUUCCUUUUCCUUGUAACACGAAUAGAGACUGUUUGAACCCCCGUCCGGAGUUUUUCCCUCCAUAUUACCAAUCUCUGUAGAAAGUAGAACGAAAGAAUAAAGUAAAAAGUGUUGCAUACACACAUA
This is a messenger RNA of Branchiostoma floridae (Florida lancelet), 1724 nucleotides long. RefSeq lists its product as uncharacterized. Gene Ontology annotation, molecular function: nucleic acid binding; zinc ion binding. The record is from RefSeq and is a predicted model, not a curated record. The transcript has 2 exons. The coding region runs from base 5 to 1201 and encodes 398 amino acids. NCBI's taxonomy places the organism in Eukaryota, Metazoa, Chordata, Leptocardii, Amphioxiformes, Branchiostomatidae.